Labeo rohita (rohu) is the source of this 1744-nucleotide messenger RNA. Its product is annotated as cytochrome P450 3A40-like. Bases 172 to 1677 code for a protein of 501 amino acids. Gene Ontology annotation, molecular function: steroid hydroxylase activity; heme binding; iron ion binding. NCBI's taxonomy places the organism in Eukaryota, Metazoa, Chordata, Actinopteri, Cypriniformes, Cyprinidae. The transcript has 13 exons. The record is from RefSeq and is a predicted model, not a curated record.
AUAAGCUGUCUUUUAAUACCUUAUUUGGUCGUCAUGCUUACCUGUAAAUCACGCCCACUUCCAGAUCAUGCGCCGUCUGAUUAAAGUAAAUACAAACCGACAGCACUGGUGUGGAGAAGGACUGCUCAACUGAAGAAUACAGUGCUAGACUGACAGCUGACUUACAGUACAAUGAUUGAGCUCUCAUCUCUCUCUGUGACCUGGACCCUGGUGGUUCUGGUCUUGACACUCCUGUUUAUUUAUGGUAUUUGGCCGCAUGGAUUUUUCAAGAAACUGGGAAUUCCAGGACCAAGGCCCUUGCCUUUCUUUGGCACAUUUCUCUCAUACACUAAAGGUUUUUACAAUUUCGACAUGGAGUGUUAUAAGAAGUAUGGAAAAGUUUGGGGGAUCUAUGAUGGAAGGCUCCCAAUAUUAAUGGUUGCUGACCUGGAAAUGAUCAAAGCAAUUAUGGUGAAAGAAUGUUAUUCUACCUUUACUAACAGAAGGGAAACAAAUGCAGACCUUGCUGGACCCUUUGCUGAUGGAAUAACUUUAGUUAAAGAUGAGAGAUGGAAGAGAAUCCGCAGUUCGCUCUCUCCGUAUUUCACAAGUGGUCGACUGAAGGAGAUUUUUCCCAUAGCUGUGACACAUGCAGAUCGUUUCAUUCAAAAUAUGCAAAAGAGAGCCCAUGACCAACCAGUUAAAAUAAAAGACAUUAUGGCUCCAUAUAGUAUGGAUGUGGUCACCAGCUCCUCCUUUAGCGUUGACAUGGACUCCAUAAACAACGCAGAUGAUCCUUUCGUUACCAACAUCAAGAAAUUUUUCACGUUCAACCUGUUCAGUCCUCUCAUUCUGAUUUUAACUUUAUUUCCCGCCCUUGCAAAUCUUUUGGGAAAACUGGGGAUAAGUCCUUUUUCAAGAUCAUCUAUACAAUUUUUCUACAGUGCCCUGAAAAAGAUUAAGGACGAUCACAACAACAAACCAGAUGGUCGGGUAGACUUUCUCAAACUCAUGAUCCAGAAUCAAAUACCUGGUGAUCAUUUUGAGGACACAGCUGAGCAACCAACAAAAGGACUGACAGACCACGAGAUUCUCUCCCAGUCCUUCGUUUUCAUUCUCGGAGGUUAUGAGACGACAAGCACCACUCUCACUUACCUCCUCUAUAAUCUUGCCACUAAUCCAGACUGCCUGAAAAAGCUGGUUGAGGAGAUUGACAAAAACUUCCCUCCUAAUACUCCCAUCACAUAUGAAGCACUGAUGAAAAUCGAUUACUUGGAAAUGGCCAUCAAUGAAUCAUUGCGCCUCUUUCCCACUGCACCACGCUUAGAGAGGCUCUCUAAGAAAACUGUGGAGAUCAAUGGGGUGACCAUACCAAAGGACACUUUGGUUGGAAUUCCUACAUAUGUUUUGAAUCGUGACCCACAGCUUUGGGACUCUCCAGAGGAGUUCAGACCAGAGAGGUUCAGCCCAGAAAGUAAGUCUGAGAUUAACCAGUACGCUUUCAUGCCUUUUGGACUCGGGCCUCGAAAUUGCAUUGGAAUGAGAUUCGCCCAAAUGAUCAUGAAGCUUCUUGUUGUGAAGCUGCUUCAGAACUUCACUGUGGAAACAUGUAAAGAGACACAGAUCCCUCUAGAGCUGAAUGCUAUUUUUCAGCCGAAGGCUCCCAUCACACUGAAGUUUACACCAAGGUCUCGCUAGGCAAACGGAUAAUUAAAAUGUAGAACAUUUCCAUAUAAUUGAGUUUUUUAUAUAUAUACUAUGUUAU